Molecule: messenger RNA, 3591 nt
Organism: Dreissena polymorpha
Lineage: Eukaryota; Metazoa; Mollusca; Bivalvia; Myida; Dreissenidae
Product: suppressor of tumorigenicity 14 protein homolog
Exons: 10
Coding region: 1370-2221 (283 amino acids)
Molecular function (GO): protein binding
Source: RefSeq, a predicted model, not a curated record
UGCCAUUGAGAACUCUUAAAAAUACGUAAAUAUUGUAAAAUAGUAGUUGUAAUAUCUGUUGUUAGUUUAUAACAGUGUUGUUUUAAUUGAUACUGUAGAUUUAAUUUUCUUGUGUGUAAGGUCAGUACAACUUAUCACAACGGCAUUGGGUUUUAAAAUAGUUAUGGAUACAUAUUACCAGCUGUGGCUUAGUGUCCAAAAUACAGGUGACAGAUGCACGAAGAAGGUGGGCGCUUUAUGCAACGGCAUUAGGGAUAUAAUUGUUAAAACGGAAAUGAGAGUGCUCUGUGGGGGUAUAAAGCACGCCUAUAUUGUUGGUCGUAAAUACACAUCUGGACGUUUGGUUUCAGAUGGGAUUGCCAAUAAGUAAAAAGCAAUAUAUUAUAUUUGGCAUUUGAAAGUGGCAUAUACCUUUGUUGGAUAGAUACUGUAAGUAAGUGAAUAUUAUGUUUAUCCAAUCAAUACCGGUAUUGACGCCAAUUAUAUAUUAUAUUUUAAGUGCAACAACAGUGUAUGGUGUGAUUUAUUAGUGAAUAUUUCCUUAUCACAUGAGUGUAAAACGCCGAUAACAACACGAACUGCGAAAUAAACACCCAUGCGACUCUUUCUGCAACACUUGAAUAUGAGAAUCGCCUAGCCUCUUCAGAGUGCAAAUUUUAGUCAAAAAGUCGUCUGUUCUAAUAUCCAACAUGCGAGGAUUUACCAGAACACGAUUUAGUGUCAGUAAUGCAAUUAUUAAAGACCUAAGUCGGUGACCGUACUACGUGAACAACGAUUGCGCGGCAUCCCAGUAACUAUCUCUCACCACCGCCAGUGACUUUUACGUGACAUAGGCACGAAGAGGGCAGAUGUUGUCUGCGUGGAAUCUGGAGUAAAAUAGCUGAACACAUAUUUACGCUGCUCUGUGAAGCUCUAACGCUCCUGUUUCCAUCGUUCAUGGUACUAUCUACCCUCCGGUCGAUAGGUGCAAUCCUUUCAGACUGGAGUGACAUGAGUAAACAAGAAAUACUAUCAGUGCAACGUUUGAAAGUGACAUUGACUCCGUGGAUAUAGUGUGGGCAUAAGUGUAUGCAUAUGUUAUUAAACAAAACAAGGUAUCGACGCAAGUUGUAUAUUACGUUUGAAGUUAAACUGUAAUGUAUGUGAUUUAUAUGUUGACGAAUAUUCUCAAACCAUUACAUAUAACCGAAACCUUUUCGCCUCUACGAACUGAGAAAGUGACUUUUUACGAUAACAUUUGAUUUAGGGCAAAACCUAUAUCAUGUUCCACAUCAGUGCGCACAGAAGUAGUUCAAUGAAGCAGAUUUCGCAAAUGGCCCCAGGUAGUGAUUUACUAUGACAGCGGAUAGUUUCCUUUUGGCUGCAUGUGAUGACUUUAGUAGGUGACCAUACUAUGCGGACAGGAUUUUCACGCCAUUCUUUCAACUAUGUCUCACUGACCACCGCCUGCGUCUAUUUACUUGUCAUGGCUUUGUCAUCAGUAUGUGAAGCGUGUGGAUCUUAUAUAGAAAUAGCGGGAGGGGGAAGUGUGACCAUCUCGCCUGGUUCCCAGUACAAACCCAACGUUAACUGCAUUUGGUGGCUAGAGACAGACGCCAAACACUUCCUGUCCGCUGCCAUCAAUUAUACCGCAGACCAGGCGGAAGGAUGUAGGGACUAUUUCAUUUUAUCAGAAGGAAAAGACGGCGCUGAUGUGCUCGAUGACUGGAGUCAGAACUGCACGGACGAAACCAACUACAUUCGCGAUGCAAAAGCUCAGUGGCUGCGGAUACAGUUCAAGGCCGAUGGUAACAGCACGACUGCAGGGACUUUCACAGCAGAAAUUUCUUCCAUAGCGAACGAUUCCAUAGACUCAACUUUAAUAUCGCCAAUACGAUCCUGCCGUUCUUUCGAGUGGAAAUGCCCCAACAAGGUGUGCAUGACGCUGUCCUACCGGUGCGACGACUACGACGACUGCGGUUGCGAUGAAGACGGAUGUGACGAGGAUGGGUGCUCCGGCCUCCCGUUAGGCAAAUACACAAUCAUGUUAGUAGGCGGGCUGGUAGGCUUAGGAGUCUUCGUGGGUUUCGCCAUCUUUUCCUCUUGUUACGAGGCGUAUUUGCGGCGAAAGGCGUUCAUGGCCGACCCAGAGGCACAGGCGGAACUGCAAAGGAAAAAGGCGGAAAAAAAGAAACGAGAGGCGUAUAAAAAAGCGGCAAAGGAGAGAAAAGCAAGAGGCUAGAUAGACUAAUAUGUGAACGUUACUACCAUCCAUCAAUAUCAAUUAAUUUCACAGUGGAUACGUUAUUUCCUUUGCACGAGUAAUUCCCCGCCCAGUGUUGUUUACAGUGUUUGCAUUUCGGAAUACACAUUUAUGCUGUGCCAUGGGCUACCGUUAGCUGUUUACCUUGGUGGAAAAAGAGAUUAAUUCAAGAUUGAGCGUUGUAAGACAAUAAAGAAAUAGUUAUACGAACACUACACAUUGUGCCUAAGAUUCAUGCAGUAUAUUGGUAUGGGACGGAUACUCUAGCCGAGACACGUACGACAGUUCUGACGCGGAAACGUGCAUACAACCAACACGGCGUUGGUUAAAGUCUGCUAUUCAAAUGUUUUUCGAGUUGAGUGUGUCAUGCAUGCGGACUUAUAUACUCAUUUGAACCGACUUCAAUAACCGAAGAAAUGUGCGGGGUUUUUUUUCACGACGAAAGGAUAUUAAAACGUGUGGUAAUGACGUUUGAAGGACAACACAUUUACAAACAAGGCAUCAGGCAGGGCAAUGGCAUCAAGAACUGACCUGGCAUGAAGUAUUUAAAGUUGUCAUCGUUUUUCAGAACCGUCGACUAAUCACGUGAGAACUCCGUGUGGUAAUGACUUUUAAAGGACAACACAGAUACAAACAAGGCAUAAGGCAGGACACUUUGAUCAAGUACUGGCAUGGCAUGAAGUAUUUAAAGUUGUUAUAUUUUUUCAGAACCGUCGACUAACCACGUGAGAACUCAGUGUGCAUAUGGCUUCACAUUAGGACAGUUCCGUGUUCGCAAAUUCAUAGAAUCAUUCUACAGUGCUUGAUUCGCAACAAAGUCCGACCAUUAUAUCGGUACAAAUGAUCACCAACUUUUAUUCUUGACUAAGAAGCAUUUCGACGGUUUUUAUUAUUAUUUUUGUAUGAAAUACAAGAUUAUCGGCUUUAAAUUAUUUUCAGAACACAGUGGUUUUACGAUGGCACGUGAGAUGUUUGCGUUUUUUUAUUUACGUCGUUAACAAGACUUAGAAACUCUUUGUCAUUACUUAAACAGAAGGGCGGAAAAUGAACCUUUUAAACACAUGUCUAUAUUUAGCAAUACUUCAGUUUAGGUGCCUAUUGAAAGUAAGUUACAUAUAUGUUUUUAUCUGCACGUUGGUAAUUAAAAAGCGUCCUUAAAUAUCGCAUUAUGAGAGUUUUGGUUAAUUUUUUAUUCUGUGAAAAUACCGAAAAUACAAUUAUCCCUUCCGUGAGGCCUAUCCAUAUUUGAACUGCGCCGAGAAAAGACAUAUUUAUCGUGGAUUAUUGAUUAAAAGUUAAUCACAAAAUGAAUUGAUAUCUGAUCAAAUUUUACCAUUAACUGUCCUCCA